AUGGCCUCCGUGCGCGUUGGUGACCAGGUGAUCUCAGACCACGAGGGCAUGGCCAAGGCGGCCUACAACCACUUCACCACCAUCCUUGGCACCGACUCCGGGCGCGAAUUCACGCUGGAUCUGACCAGCUUCCACGUCAAUUCCUUCAACCUCCUGGACCUCGAGGCCCCUUUCUCUGAGGACGAAAUUUGGCGAGCUGUGAAAUGCCUUCCAACGGGAAAGGCGCCUGACCCCGAUGGCUUCACCUCCGAGUUCCUACGCGCCUGUUGGGACAUCAUCAAGCAGGAUAUUUGUGAUGCCUUCGACAAGCUCUACACCAUGAAUGGGCGUGGCUUCCAAAAGAUCAACGAGGCCCUCCUCACGCUGCUCCCCAAGAGACCGAAUGCCGCCUCCAUCUUGGACUACCGCCCCAUAAGUCUCAUCCACCUGAUUUCCAAGCUUUUCGCCAAAGUCCUGCAGCACCUUGGCUUCGGCCACCGUUGGCGUGACUGGAUCUCGAUCCUUCUCUCCACCGCGUCGACACGGGUCAUGAUCAAUGGCCACCCUGGCCCUCCUAUCGACCACGCUUGCGGCCUCAGACAGGGAGACCCCAUCUCCCCCAUGCUGUUCACCAUUGUCAUUGACGUCCUGAACUCGCUCCUCCUCCGGGCGGUCGAUACUGGCCUCCUACAGCGCCUCACGACACGCCACGUGGCCUCAAGCAUUUCACUCUACGCGGACGACGUCGUCAUCUUCUGCCACCCCGACAACCACGACAUUACCACCGUGCGCGAGCUCCUUCGAGUGUUUGGGGUGGCCUCGGGGCUCCGCACCAACUUCGACAAAUGCUCCGCAACACCAAUCCAAUGCAGUGAUGACCACAUUGACACGAUUAGGGCUGAGAUGCAAUGUCCGAUCAAGCAUUUCCCUAUCCAAUACCUUGGGCUGCCGCUCUCCAUCCGCAAGCCACUAACCUCGAGCCUUCUUCCAGUUGUCCACAAGCUCGAGAAGAAGCUUUCCACUUGGCGCGCUUCCCUUCUCUCGAAAGGUGACAGGCUUGCCUUGGUCCGCCAUGUCCUUUGCGCGAUCCCAACACACUUCCUCAUCGCCAUCGCGUUCAACAAGACGAUCCUCAAGCGGGUCAAUCGGAUCAUCCGGAGCUUCCUUUGGGCCGGCAACAAGGACGCGACCGGCGGAAAGUGCCUCGUUAACUGGCAGAAAGUUUGCAGACCCAUCUCCCUCGGUGGGCUAGGCAUCCGCGAUCUAUACCGCGCCGGAAUCGCUCUUCGUACGAGUUGGCUUUGGUUGAAACGCACAGACCCCUCCAGACCCUGGAGCCGCCUUCAUAUCCUGCACGAGGUCGACGUCACCGCCAUUUUUAGGGUGUCCACCACCUGGUGCAUUGGCAACGGCACCAGCUGCAAAUUCUGGAGCGACCACUGGAUCGAUGGGAGAUCGGUGGCUGAGAUCGCCCCCCUCGUGCACUCGCUUGUUCCUCGACGCCAACGAAAAUCUCGCACCGUUAGCGAGGCCAUGCACCUCAGGUCCUGGGUACAAGACAUCAGGGGCGCACUGGGCCCAGCGGCCCUGCUACAGUACGUUGACCUUUGGCGGCAGAUCCGGCAUGUCGAGCUCUCGGCCACCCCCGACACCCUUACUUGGAGAUGGACGGCCUCUGGCCUCUACUCGGCCAGCUCCUGCUACCAGGCCCUUUUCACGGGUCCUGCGGUGACGAUCAUUGGAAACUCACGUGGAAGCCAUGGGCACCUCUUCGCAUCAAGUUCUUCAUGUGGCUCGUGA
This is a messenger RNA of Aegilops tauschii subsp. strangulata, 1779 nucleotides long. The record is from RefSeq and is a predicted model, not a curated record. NCBI's taxonomy places the organism in Eukaryota, Viridiplantae, Streptophyta, Magnoliopsida, Poales, Poaceae.